Serendipita indica DSM 11827 is the source of this 1518-nucleotide messenger RNA. NCBI's taxonomy places the organism in Eukaryota, Fungi, Basidiomycota, Agaricomycetes, Sebacinales, Serendipitaceae. The record is from the annotation of a GenBank genome assembly.
AUGUCGAACGUCACAGUCCUCAUGUCGACGCACUAUUCGCCAGGAGAGGCGAGGGGCGUAGGGCUCUUGGUGGCCGCGGGAGCACUCUCUUUACUCUCGGUCGUUGCUCUCCUUGUUAUCAUGGCGAUCUCAGCGUAUCGAACCAAAGGAUCGCGAGACGAUCACGUCUUUGUUCGCACGCAUGUCGCUGCCUAUUUUGUUUCGCUCCUCCUAUGCGAUCUAGCACAGGGUAUUGGGUCGCUGAUUAACAUUGCCUGGAUCAGUAAUGGUGGUGUGACGAACAACUCUCUUUGCGUUGCUCAAGGAGCAAUUAAGCAAACCGGAAACGUCGGGACGGCCCUGUGGUCCUUCGUUAUCGCGGUUCAUACAUUCUUCCUGCUAUUCUACCGAACCAAAGUGCCUGACGGCGUGUGCUACACGACCCUUGUCGUCGUUUGGUGCAUUCUAGGUGGCGUCCUCUCCCUCGGGCCGGGCGUCCUCGCGACCAAGGAGAAAGGUCCGUUCUACGGAAUUUCAGGGCUGUGGUGCUGGAUGACGUCUGCGUAUCCCGUCGAACGGUAUGCGCUUGAAUAUUGCUUCAUGUUCGCGUCGGCUGGCCUCUCCUUCAUCCUCUAUACCCUCGUCUUUCUCCGACUUCGCGGCAAUGUCAACGUAUCCGGAUGGCGCUUCUCUUUCCAGCGUCGCCAUGUCGCAAAGGGCUACUCCAACAAGCAGUACAACGCCGUCACGGAUCCAUCGCAGAACACACACGUAAUGCGUGUCGCUCGCCAGAUGAUGUGGUAUCCAGUUGCAUAUACCAUCCUCAUCGUUCCCAUCGCCGCGGCACGCUUCGCGUCCUUCUCGGGCAAGGCGGUUCCCUACGAGGUGACCAUCUUCACCGCGACGGUCUUCAUGCUCAGUGGAUUCGUCAACGCUGUCCUCUUCACCGCAACGCGUCGUGUCGUUCCCGCGAGCUCCAUCUUCCCUGCCUUUAUUCCGCUCCAUGACCAACAACAUCUCCAUGAGUCGCACGUCAAAGUUUGUCCCCAUAUUGGCAUCGGCGUCACGGUCAAUGUCGAAAAGGAGUACGAGUACGACCUCGAGAGUCCGACCAAGCGUGCUUCGCUGCAGCUUUCGCAACCUGUCCGUCCAUUCGAUGUCGUCGCUCCCUUUAACAAUCAGUCUCUCGGCUCGCCCACGGCAACCGGGAGGAAGAUUGUGUGGGAUGACCAGGGAAAGACGUCGCAGACAGGCAGUGACUUUAAGAGGUCAUCGAGCGUUGGAUCUAGUAACUCGGAUAUCAGCAAGAAGCCCAAUCCAGACUCCGACAUUCCGUACGCGAUGCAAUAUCCUAGCCCUCCCAACACCUACAGACCACCUAUUUCACACACUUCAACCUCACCGAACAUUGCUGCCUAUCUCAAUCCCCGAGACCGUGGUGAUAGGGGCAUGUCGGCUGCUUAUGGAUACGCUGGCCAGGAUGUGUCUCUUCCAGAGGUCGCAUACACGCCCAACUAUCAUCCUGGCCGUGGAACAUAA